AUGGGUCGCAGAACGCCCUGGACCCUCCUCUGCGUCGCCCUCGUCUUUCCAAUAUUCUACCCGGAAAGAAUAUUGGCGCAUUUUGAGGAUGACAGCUGGGAACCGCCGCAACAGGAGGAGGAGGAGAACAGCGGGGACGGGGACCCUCUGUUGUCCCAGCAGGAUCUGGGCCCAGUACAGGGGCCUUGCCUGGACUACCCCAUCAACGGCCACGCUUUCAGACGCGUCAAAUGCCCAAACGGCUCACAGAAACCGUACAGCCGGAGAAGGGGGAAGGGAAAAAACUGGGGCCGCCAGAAAGGUUUUGGGCCGACACUCGCUCAGAACAACGGCGUCACAUCGGAAUUUCCAACCACUUUACCAUUAGUUGUCCCCGAUAACAUUGCAGAACUGGAGAUGGCGAUCACUUCAUCGGGAGACGGAGUUGCCGAGAUACCAAAUACCUCCUCCGACCUCGGGAACGCUAUUGGUGCCGAUAAAAUGGAAACCAGCAUUUCCAUCGGGGCAACAGAACCCAACGAUAGUGCCAGAGAAGGUGUCGCAGGGCCUGUAAUGACGGCAUCUAAUACCAUUACCACUGGGACAACAGAGACUGGAUCUGAUACCAGUACCACUGGGACACCAGAGAGUGAAUCUAAUACCAGUACCACUGGGACAACAGAGACUGGAUCUGAUACCAGUACCACUGGGACACCAGAGAGUGAAUCUAAUACCAGUACCACUGGGACAACAGAGACUGGAUCUGAUACCAGUACCACUGGGACACCAGAGAGUGAAUCUAAUACCAGUACCACUGGGACAACAGAGACUGGAUCUGAUGCAAGUACCACUGGGACAACAGAGACUGGAUCUGAUACCAGUACCACUGGGACACCAGAGAGUGAAUCUAAUACCAGUACCACUGGGACACCAGAGACUGGAUCUGAUACCAGUACCACUGGGACAACAGAGACUGGAUCUGAUACCAGUACCACUGGGACACCAGAGAGUGAAUCUAAUACCAGUACCACUGGGACACCAGAGAGUGAAUCUAAUACCAGUACCACUGGGACAACAGAGACUGGAUCUGAUACCAGUACCACUGGGACACCAGAGAGUGAAUCUAAUACCAGUACCACUGGGACAACAGAAACUGGAUCUGAUACCAGUACCACUGGGACACCAGAGAGUGAAUCUAAUACCAGUACCACUGGGACAACAGAAACUGGAUCUGAUACCAGUACCACUGGGACACCAGAGAGUGAAUCUUAUACCAGUACCACUGGGACAACAGAGACUGGAUCUGAUACCAGUACCACUGGGACAACAGAGACUGGAUCUGAUACCAGUACCACUGGGACACCAGAGAGUGAAUCUAAUACCAGUACCACUGGGACAACAGAGACUGGAUCUGAUACCAGUACCACUGGGACAACAGAGAGUGAAUCUAAUACCAGUACCACUGGGACAACAGAGACUGGAUCUGAUACCAGUACCACUGGGACAACAGAGACUGGAUCUGAUACCAGUACCACUGGGACACCAGAGAGUGAAUCUAAUACCAGUACCACUGGGACACCAGAGACUGGAUCUGAUACCAGUACCACUGGGACACCAGAGAGUGAAUCUAAUACCAGUACCACUGGGACAACAGAGACUGGAUCUGAUACCAGUACCACUGGGACACCAGAGAGUAAAUCUAAUACCAGUACCACUGGGACACCAGAGAGUGAAUCUUAUACCAGUACCACUGGGACAACAGAGACUGGAUCUGAUACCAGUACCACUGGGACAACAGAGACUGGAUCUGAUACCAGUACCACUGGGACACCAGAGAGUGAAUCUUAUACCAGUACCACUGGGACAACAGAGACUGGAUCUGAUACCAGUACCACUGGGACAACAGAGACUGGAUCUGAUACCAGUACCACUGGGACACCAGAGAGUGAAUCUAAUACCAGUACCACUGGGACAACAGAGACUGGAUCUGAUACCAGUACCACUGGGACAACAGAGACUGGAUCUGAUACCAGUACCACUGGGACACCAGAGAGUGAAUCUAAUACCAGUACCACUGGGACACCAGAGAGUGAAUCUAAUACCAGUACCACUGGGACAACAGAGACUAGAUCUGAUACCAGUACCACUGGGACACCAGAGAGUGAAUCUAAUACCAGUACCACUGGGACACCAGAGAGUGAAUCUAAUACCAGUACCACUGGGACAACAGAGACUGGAUCUGAUACCAGUACCACUGGGACAACAGAGACUGGAUCUGAUACUAGUACCACUGGGACAACAGAGACUGGAUCUGAUACCAGUACCACUGGGACACCAGAGAGUGAAUCUAAUACCAGUACCACUGGGACAACAGAGACUGGAUCUGAUACCAGUACCACUGGGACACCAGAGAGUGAAUCUAAUACCAGUACCACUGGGACAACAGAGACUGGAUCUGAUACCAGUACCACUGGGACACCAGAGAGUGAAUCUAAUACCAGUACCACUGGGACAACAGAGACUGGAUCUGAUACCAGUACCACUGGGACACCAGAGAGUGAAUCUAUUACCAGUACCACUGGGACAAGAGAGAAUGGAUCUGACACCAGUACCACUGGGACACCAAAGCCUAGUUAUGACACCAGUACCACUGGGACAACAGAGACUGGAUCUGACACCAGUACCACUGGAGAAGCUAUUACAGGAUCUGAUACCAGCACCACUGGGGCACCUACUACAGGAUCUGAUUCCAGCACCACUCAAGUUCCCAUUAUAGGAUCCGAUACCAGUACCACAGAGACACCCAAUACAGAAUCUCAUACCAGUACCACUGGAGCACCUACUACAGGAUCUGAUACCAGUACCACUGGGGCACCUACUACAGGAUCUGAUACCAGUACCAUUGGGACACCCAGUACAGGAUCUGAUAAUGGUAUCACUGGGACACCCAAUAAAGAAUUUGAAACCAGUACCACUGAAACACCUGAUAAAGGCUCUAAUAUCAGUACCACUGGGACAACUAGUUCAGAAUUUAAAACCAGUACUACUGGAACACCCAACACAGAAUCUGAUAACAGAACUGGGACAUUCAGUACAGAAUUUGAUACCAGCACCACUGGGACACCCAAUACAGGAUCUGAUACCAGCACCACUGGGACACCCAAUACAGGAUCUGAUACCAGCACCACUGGGACACCUAAUACAGGAUCUGAUACCGGGACCACUGGGACACCCAAUACAGGAUCUGAUACCGGGACCACUGAGACACCCAAUACAGGAUCUGAUACCGGGACCACUGGGACACCCAAUACAGAAUCUGAUACCGGGACUACUAGGACAUCAAAUACAGGAUCUGAUACCAGCACCACUGGGACACCCAAUACAGGAUCUGAUACCGGGACCACUGGGACACCCAAUACAGGAUCUGAUACCGGGACCACUGGGACACCCAAUACAGGAUCUGAUACCGGGACCACUGGGACACCCAAUACAGGAUCUGAUACCGGGACCAUUGGGACACCCAAAACAGGAUCUGAUACCAGCACCACUGGGACACCCAAUACAGGAUCUGAUACCGGGACCACUGGGACACCCAAUACAGGAUCUGAUACCGGGAGCACUGGGACACCCAGUACAAGAUCUGAUACCAACACUCCUGGGACACUUGGUACAGAAUCUGAUACCAUGACCACUGGGACACCCAAUAAAGGAUCUGAUACCAGUACUACUGGGGCAUCUUAUCCUGGAAUCCACCCCACUACAACUAAUAUCCCAAAUCCAGAAAGUAACACUUCUAUCUCUAGUACCGUUAUCUUGACUGGCCAACUUAAUAAUAGUACCACACUGCUGAGUGACACAACCACCUCUAGUAUUUCUAUACCGACCAAUCCUACUAAAUCCCCGGUGACUACAUCUAGAGAUCCAGAAAUGUUUACCAGUUCAUUACCAAACGACACAACCAAUCCUGACACAGCUUUACACAGUGAUAUUGUAUACUCCAGCACUUUUACGCAGGGUAACCCAACUACAUCUAGUACAGCUGGGGUCCAACCACCUGUACCAGCUCCUGCAACUCCAAUGCCACUGUGGGAUCUAAUGCAGCAGUUAAUACGUCAAAAACUCAACAACUCUACCACGUCACCUCCACAGGUCAAUGUUAUGGACACCACCAUGGAAGUUGGGGAACACACCACUGGUGCCAUACUAGACAGCACUGCUAGUGACGUAGGUAUAACCAGCUCUACUGCGAGUACAAUUAACACAGAAUUAAACUCAGUUACCAACUUCGAUAGCGAAACAACCACUAUUGUCAAAAAUGACGUCAGUGCCACCGUGCCAUCUAGUGCACCACUGGUGCCAUCUACUUCCUAUGCUGAACUGAUUUCUGGAACGUUAUCUAUUAUCACACCACAUACAGGAGCCAGCAUGCCAUCAACUGCAGUGAUAGGAACCAGAACCAGCAGUCCCUUUGCUGCCUCAACAGGUAACAUGAUGGUACUUGAUACCGCAACUUAUACCAGAACCAGUGUAGCAUCUACGAGCACAAGAGAUGCUGAAACCACUGCACCAUUGGCUAUUUCCACAGUCAGUGUCCCAUUAGCUGACACUUCUAAAACAGAGACCACCAUAGUACCCAUUUCAGCAUCUUACACAAGAGUGACUCUGCCAGCUGCUACCACAACUGGAGCCAGAACCGAGGACCCAACCAGUACCACAAAUAAUGGCAUGCUCUUUGAUAGCAUGGGUGGGGUAAGGUCUACAGUAGCCAGUGUGGCAUCUUCUACCACAUCUGGAUUGAGAACCACUGCAUUUUCUGAUACUACACAGGAAAACAUUGCUUUAAGUACAGUAAUUGGAACCAGAACCACAGGUGCGAAGGUGACACCUACAGUUUUUUCAGGAGAACCCAGUAUAACGUCAUCUACCACAUCUGGACCCACCACCCCCUUAGCACCUAUCUAUGUGGCUUACACAGGAGCAAAUGUGCCUCCUUCUACUAUAACUAGCACCAUAAAAAAUAAUAUGGUAUCAACUGCUAAUAAUGAAGCCACACCUAGUACUUCCACAUCUGAAACCAGGACCACUGUAGCAGACACUUCCGGAUCUUAUACAAGGUUAAGUGUGCCACCUGCUAACAUACCUGGCACCACUGUAUUAAACACGGCUUCUGCUUGGGUUACCAAAACCAGACUCAAUGAACUGUCAACUGCUAUAUUUAAAACCGGGACCACCGUAGCACCCAUUGCAGUACCUUCUACAAAAGUAAGCAUACCAUCUACUACUGUUACAGAAACUGUAACCAAAGCACCAGUUACUACCCUCUUUUCAGGAGCGAGCAUGCCAUCUACACACAUGACUGAAACCACAGAAGCCAACGUGGAAUAUACUAGUGUUACCGAAACCAGACUCAAUGAACUGUCAACUGCUAUAUUUGAAACCGGGACCACCGUAGCACCCAUUGCAGUACCUUCUACAAAAGUAAGCCUACCAUCUACUACUAUUACAGAAACUGUAACCAAAGCACCAGUUACUACCCUCUUUUCAGGAGCGAGCAUGCCAUCUACUUACAUGACUGAAACCACAGAAGGCAACGUGGAAUAUACUAGUGUUACUGAAACCAGACUUGAUGAGCCAUCAACUAGCAAACCCUUAUCUGUAUCCACUUUGGCACCCAUUACCGUACCUUAUAUAAAGGUGAGUGUGUCACCAUUUACCAUAACUCCGACCACAAUAGCCAAUGUGGCAUCUACUGAUGAUACUAAAACCAUGCUCAAUACACCAUCAAUGACAGAAUUUGAAACCAAAUCAACUUCAAAGCCUGUUACAGUACAAUAUACGCAAGUGAUUUUGCCUUCUGCUGCUAUAACUGAAACCACAGCCACGUUGGACAAAGUGAUGUCUACUGGUGUCAUUGGAAGCAGAUCUAAUAUGCCAUCAACCGAAACAACUGAAUCCAACGCAUCUUUACAAUCCAUUACAGCAUCUUAUACAAGGGUUCAGGGGCCACCUACUACCAUGACUGAAUCAGGACCUACCACAGGACACAUUACAUCAUCAGUCGGAGGAGACAGCGUACAAUCCACUGUAGAACACGGAGCCAGAACAACAGUGUUAUCACCUACCAUAAAUAUCAGUGACCCAUUAAGUACCGGAACUGGAACCAACAUACCAUCAACUGCCACUCCCGAAACUGAGACAAGAAUUUUCACCACCACUGAGCUGCCAUCCACUACAGCUGAUAAAACAGUGCCGUUUCCUACAUCAGUGGAUAUCACAAGCACAUCACCAACUAAUUCCAACUCUGAUAACCAACCUUCUCUGACAGCCACUUCCACAUCUGAUGAUGCAACUUCUCAUCUAGAUGUCACCAUGCCUGAUACCAGAAGCCCUGGACAAUAUAUCACAUCCAAGAGCAUCAUUUCACCUGUCACUACUACCGACACUAUAAACACUGUGCUGGAUAUCACCACAUCUGACACCAUACACACUGUGCCAGCUAUCACCACAUCUAACACCAUACACACUGUGACAGCUAUCACCACAUCUGACACCAUACACACUGUGCCAGCUAUCACCACAUCUGACACCAUACACACUGUGCCAGCUAUCACCACAUCUAACACCAUACACACUGAGCCAGCUAUCACCACAUCUGACACCAUACACACUGUGCCAGCUGACACCACAUCUGACACCAUACAUACUGUGAUAGCUAACACCACAUCUGAAACCAUAAACACUGUGCCUUCUAUCACCACAUCUGACACCAUACACAUCACACCAGCUAGCACCACAACUGACACCAUUAACACUGUGACAGCCGACACCACAUCUAACACCACCAUAAACACUGUACCUUCUAUCACCACAUCUGACACCAUCAACACUGUGACAGCUUUCACCACAUCUGACACCAUCAACACUGUGCCUUCUCUUACCACAUCUGACACCAUACACACUGUGACAGCCGACACAACAUCUGACACCAUAAACACUGUGACAGCCAAAACCACGUCUGACACCAUACACACUGUGACAGCCGACACCACAUCUGACACUAAAAACCCUGUGACAACACACAACACAUCCAAAACCAGCAACAAUCUACCAACUGACAUCACAUCUGAGGUCAAACAUUUUGUAUCAACUUCAGCCAUGUCUGAAACCAAAAAUAUUGUACCAAUCGAAACCAUGUCUGAAACCCGAAACACGCUAAACGUCUCCGUGUUUCAAAGUAAAGCUGGAACGCCAACUUCGAAAACACCUGAAACAAGUCAUAAUGUGCCAACUUCCACCACAGAAACAAUAAUACUAACUGACUCACUCGAAACUAAAAUCCCUGGCACCACAUCUAAACCCGAAACCGUUAUCACUUUGGAGACCAGUAACUCCAUCAGAUCUUCCAUCACAUCUGAAUCUGCUGUGCCAACUGGAACCAUAUCUGAAGGCAUAAACAUUAUCCGGACUGGUAUCACAUUGAACGGUGUAGACAUCCAGGGGAGCAGCACACAUGAAUUUAGAAGCACCCCAGAUGUCACCACACACAAAACCAUACAUUUGGGGUCAACAGACACCCCAUCUGUUCCAACUGGUACCAUAACUAGCAUGAAGAACAUUAUUCCGACAUCCACCAUGGCUGAAAAUGUUGCAUCAUCCGGCAUUUCUCCUGAAAUAGGAAAGUAUGUUACAAAUGUCACAUUAUUCGAUAAAACAGAAAUUGUGCCAACUGGAGCUACAUCUAAACCUGGAGACAAUAUGCCAAUGACUCCCACCCUAGAAGAUAGUAACCUUCUUCCAACUGGAGUCACAACUCAAAUCAGUACUGGCAUCACAUCCGACAUCAAAAGUGUUGUAACAACGGGCAUCACAUCUGACAAAACCUUGUUAACUACCACCACAUCUCCAACCAACAUCACACCAACUAACACCACAUCUCCAACCAACAUCACACCAACUACCACCACAUCUCCAACCAACAUCACACCAACUACCACCACAUCUCCAACCAACAUCACACCAACUAACACCACAUCUCCAACCAACAUCACACCAACUACCACCACAUCUCCAACCAACAUCACACCAACUAACACCACAUCUCCAACCAACAUCACACCAUCUACCACCUUAUCUCCAACCAACAUCACACCAACUACCACCACAUCUCCAACCAACAUCACACCAACUAACACCACAUCUCCAACCAACAUCACACCAACUACCACCACAUCUCCAACCAACAUCACACCAACUAACACCACAUCUCCAACCAACAUCACACCAACUAACACCACAUCUCCAACCGACAUCACACCAACUACCACCACAUCUCCAACCAACAUCACACCAUCUACCACCUUAUCUCCAACCAACAUCACACCAACUAACACCACAUCUCCAACCAACAUCACACCAAGGACCACCACAUCUCCAACCAACAUCACACCAUCUACCACCACAUCUCCAACCAAUAUCACACCAACUAACACCACAUCUCCAACCAACAUCACACCAACUAACACCACAUCUCCAACCAACAUCACACCAACUACCACCACAUCUCCAAUCAACAUCACACCAACUACCACCACAUCUCCAAUCAACAUCACACCAACUACCACCACAUCUCCAAUCAACAUCACACCAACUACCACCACAUCUCCAAACAACAUCACACCAACGACCACCACAUCUCCAACCAACAUCACACCAACUACCACCACAUCUCCAACCAACAUCAAACCAACUGCCACCACAUCUCCAACCAACAUCACACCAACUAACACUACAUCUCCAACCAACAUCACACCAACUAACACCACUUCUCCAACCAACAUCACACCAACUAACACCACAUCUCCAACCAACAUAACACCAAGGACCACCACGUCUCCAACCAACAUCACACCAACUACCACCACAUCUCCAACCAACAUCACACCAACUAACACCACAUCUCCAACCAACAUCACACCAACUACCACCACAUCUCCAACCAACAUCACACCAACUACCACCACAUCUCCAACCAACAUCACACCAACUACCACCACAUCUGCAACCAACAUCACACCAACUACCACCACAUCUCCAACCAAUAUCACACCAACUACCACAUCUGCAACCAACAUCACACCAACUAACACCACAUCUCCAACCAACAUCACAGCAACUAACACCACAUCUCCAACCAACAUCACACCAACUAACACCACAUCUCCAACCAACAUCACACCAACUACCACCACAUCUCCAACCAGCAUCACACCAACUACCACCACAUCUCCAACCAGCAUCACACCAACUACCACCACAUCUCCAACCAACAUCACACUAAUGACCACCACAUCUCCAACCAACAUCACACCAACUACCACCACAUCUCCAACCCACAUCACACCAACUACCUCCACAUCUCCAACCAACAUCACACCAACUACCACCACAUCUCCAACCAACAUCACACCAACUACCACCACAUCUACAACCAACAUCACACCAACUACCACCACAUCUCCAACCAACAUCACACCAACUACCACCACAUCUCCAACCAACAUCACACCAACUACCACCACAUCUCCAACCAACAUCACACCAACUAACACCACAUCUCCAACCAACAUCACACCAACUAACACCACAUCUCCAACCAACAUUACACUAAUGACCACCACAUCUCCAACCAACAUCACACUAAUGACCACCACAUCUCCAACCAACAUCACACCAACUAACACCACAUCUCCAACCAACAUCACACCAACUACCACCACAUCUCCAACCAACAUCACACCAACUACCACCACAUCUCCAACCAACAUCACACCAACUAACACCACAUCUCCAACCAACAUCACACCAACUAACACCACAUCUCCAACCAACAUCACACCAACUACCACCACAUCUCCAACCAACAUCACACCAACUAACACCACAUCUCCAACCAACAUCACACCAACUAACACCACAUCUCCAACCAACAUCACACCAAUUACCACCACAUCUCCAACCAACAUCACACCAACUAACACCACAUCUCCAACCAACAUCACACCAACUACCACCACAUCUCCAAUCAACAUCACACCAACUACCACCACAUCUCCAACCAACAUCACACCAACUACCACCACAUCUCCAACCAACAUCACACCAACUACCACCACAUCUCCAACCAACAUCACACCAACUACCACCACAUCUCCAACCAACAUCACACCAACUACCACCACAUCUCCAAACAACAUCACACCAACGACCACCACAUCUCCAACCAACAUCACACCAACUACCACCACAUCUCCAACCAACAUCACACCAACUACCACCACAUCUCCAACCAACAUCACACCAACUAACACCACAUCUCCAACCAACAUCACACCAAGGACCACCACGUCUCCAACCAACAUCACACCAACUAACACAACAUCUCCAACCAAUAUCACACCAACUACCAAUACAUCUCCAACCAAUAUCACACCAACUACCACCACAUCUCCCACCAACAUCACACCAACUACCACCACAUCUCCAACCAACAUCACACCAACUAACACCACAACUCCAACCAACAUCACACCAACUACCACCACAUCUCCAACCAACAUCACACCAACUACCACCACAUCUCCCACCAACAUCACACCAACUACCACCACAUCUCCAACCAACAUCACACCAACUACCACCACAUCUCCAACCAACAUCACACCAACUAACACCACAUCUCCAACCAACAUCACACCAACUACCACCACAUCUCCAACCAACAUCACACCAACUACCAUCACAUCUCCAACUAACAUCACACCAACUAACACCACAUCUCCAACCAACAUCACACCAACUACCACCACAUCUCCAACCAACAUCACACCAACUACCAAUACAUCUCCAACCAACAUCACACCAACUACCACCACAUCUCCAACCAACAUCACACCAACUACCAUCACAUCUCCAACCAACAUCACACCAACUACCACCACAUCUCCAACCAACAUCACACCAACUAACACCACAUCUCCAACCAACAUCACACCAACUAACACCACAUCUCCAACCAACAUCACACCAACUACCACCACAUCUCCAACCAACAUCACACCAACUACCACCACAUCUCCAACCAACAUCACACCAACUACCAAUACAUCUCCAACCAACAUCACACCAACUACCACCACAUCUCCAACCAACAUCACACCAACUACCAUCACAUCUCCAACCAACAUCACACCAACUACCACCACAUCUCCAACCAACAUCACACCAACUACCACCACAUCUCCAACCAACAUCACAUCAACUACUACCACAUCUCCAACCAACAUCACACCAACUAACACCACAUCUCCAACCAACAUUACACUAAUGACCACCACAUCUCCAACCAACAUCACACCAACUACCACCACAUCUCCAACCAACAUCACACCAACUACCACCACAUCUCCAACCAACAUCACACCAACUACCACCACAUCUCCAACCAACAUCACACCAACUACCACCACAUCUCCAACCAACAUCACACCAACUACCACCACAUCUCCAACCAACAUCACACCAACUACCAUCACAUCUCCAACCAACAUCACACCAACUACCACCACAUCUCCAACCAACAUCACACCAACUACCACCACAUCUCCAACCAACAUCACAUCAACUACUACCACAUCUCCAACCAACAUCACACCAACUAACACCACAUCUCCAACCAACAUUACACUAAUGACCACCACAUCUCCAACCAACAUCACACUAAUGACCACCACAUCUCCAACCAACAUCACACCAACUAACACCACAUCUCCAACCAACAUUACACCAACUAACACCACAUCUCCAACCAACAUCACACCAACUAACACCACAUCUCCAACCAACAUCACACCAACUAACACCACAACUCCAACCAACCUCACACCAACUACCGCCACAUCUCCAACCAGCAUCACACCAACUACCACAUCACAAGCUCCAAACACCGAACCAACUGCCAACACAACUAAACUUAGUUGGACAACCAUUUCUGAGAGCAGAACAAGUCCAUCUAAUUGGACCUCUACUACACCCGGUGCUACAACCAACCCCCCAGCCGGGGCAGAAGAUAACAAGACCCCUCAAUCCACAAUUGAAACUACUACAAGAUCUCAGACUACAGCAGGAUUUUUUCAGUCGGAACCGACAACUGAUAAAGUAUCCAAUGCACAAGCCAAUCUUUUGAUUGCAUCUGCCAAUGUGACCACUGGAGCACCUCAACGGACUGCUGGGGUGACAACUAGGAAAGGGGCCACCCUUACCAGUCCAUCAAGUAAUGGCACCACUGGGCAGGAACCGGUACCUACCACGACUUUGGGAGCUCCUAACGUAUCUGGACCACAAGGCAAGACUACAACGCAGUCCAUGAAGCCUGUCAAUGUGAUUGGAGGAACUCAACUGACGGACAGAAGUCCAUCUAACCCGGGCACCAGCUCACGUGAUUCUCCUAUUGGGUCUGAUCCGCCAGGUGGCAUGGAGAGCACUGACAAAAUGAUCUACGAUGUCCCUUUAUCAUCAUCAGGAGGACCAGCAGGACCUGGGACUCUCAUGCUGAAGGUUACUUUGUCAAACACGACACAGGAAAGUGUUCCGGUCUCCAUGGAUUCCUUCAUAAAAAAGGCCUGUUUGAUGUUCGCCACACAAUUCAACCUGAGAAAUGUCACUCUGACUUGGGGACCGAGUCGGACCGCCAUGAACUGCCAGACUGUUCUGCUGACCUAACAGCCCCGCCGGAGACAGUGGAGGAAAGAGCUGCGACUUUCUUAUUUAUUGUAUUUGUUACCUUAUCCCUGUCCAGGACCAGUCCGGGACCAUCCAAUGUAAGGACCAGUCCGGGACCAUCCAAUCUAAGGACCAGUCCGGGACCAUCCAAUGUAAGGACCAGUCCGGGACCAUCCAAUGUAAGGACCAGUCCUGGACCAUCCAAUGUAAGAACCAGUCCGGGACCAUCCAAUGUAAGGACCAGUCCGGGACCAUCCAAUCUAAGGACCAGUCCGGGACCAUCCAAUGUAAGGACCAGUCCGGGACCAUCCAAUGUAAGGACCAGUCCGGGACCAUCCAAUGUAAGGACCAGUCCGGGACCAUCCAAUGUAAGGACCAGUCCGGGACCAUCCAAUGUAAGGACCAGUCCGGGACCAUCCAAUGUAAGGACCAGUCCGGGACCAUCCAAUGUAUGGACCAGUCCUGGACCAUCCAAUGUAAGGACCAGUCCGGGACCAUCCAAUGUAAGGACCAGUCCGGGACCAUCCAAUGUAAGGACCAGUCCGGGACCAUCCAAUGUAAGGACCAGUCUGGGGACCAUCCAAUGUAAG
This is a messenger RNA of Rana temporaria (common frog), 13346 nucleotides long. RefSeq lists its product as uncharacterized. The transcript has 5 exons. The record is from RefSeq and is a predicted model, not a curated record. Lineage: Eukaryota; Metazoa; Chordata; Amphibia; Anura; Ranidae. Bases 1 to 12756 code for a protein of 4251 amino acids.